AUGCUGACGCGCAUGCGGUCGACGCCGAAUCUUCCAACGGUGCAGUUACUGAACAGUUCUAGCAGUUUGAGCCAAAUUUUUUCCGGAGCAUCUUCUUCAUCCCCACGGUUUGUUUUGGAAAAUAGAAACAGCAUGACAUCAAGUGCUUCUGCUACAACCUCGGAACAACUGAAAAGAUACUUUCUCUUCACCGUGACGACCGACGGCUGCGUGCGGGUUUGGGACUUUGAGCAGCUGUUGAGUUCGAACUUCUCCAAGUUGAACGGGAAUCGAAAGCAGCUGAGGCACUACGUCUUGAACGAUAUCAAUGCCAACGCAAAAGAUAGCGCAGUGUACGCGAAGCUGGCUUUCGGAUCGAACGGAGGUUUUGAAACUUCGCGUAACUACGAGCAGUUACCGGCGAAAAGGGAACAGGGAGCAGAACACAAGGCAAGCACUGCUGCGCAGGCCAAAGUUCUGAGCAACACCAGCAGUGUCAAGCCAGACGAGGGUCGUGCUCCGACCGCGCCGCAAGAUCCCGUAGUUCCGCCAGCUCGUUCUCCGGUGAUUCUUGGGGACGCUUCCUUCCUGUCCCCCCGUGGAUUUAGCCAGAAUUUUGCAGGAUUUGCUAACGGAUUUCUGAGCCCACGCGUGAUAGCGCAACCGGGGAACAACUAUCUUCAGGCUCCGCAGGAAGACGUCGACCACGCGCCGCAAAAUAUCGAAAAAACUGCAGGUCCCGUGGUCGACGCAGCACUAUCUUCUCCAAGAAAAACCAAUCUGACCGGAGUACUGAACCACCAGUCAACCCCCGCCAUGCUCUUUUACGAUGAGGCAGAUCGGGAGCAUCCGGAGCAGGUAGUAAAGAGAGUGCGGGAAAAUCUAAACACCAACCUCAAAUUAUCAACGACUCCGAAAACAACCGGAAAAUCGAACAAGGAAGCGCUUGUUGCUUCACCGAUGUUGCCGAAACAAGCGAAAGCUACGACUAUGAAAGCAGCAACCGCUAGUACACCUCCCCAGUCCACCACCGCAGCAGCGGCAAGCAAAGCGAAAUCAGUGCGACAGGAAGCCGAGAAGACCCGGACGGUCAAUUCAAAGGCGUUAAGGGCGAACGUACCGAAACCGCAAUCGGAUGGAAAAUUGUCCGACUACGUUGACGGGACGGUGAUUACACCCCGGUCAGCCGCAGCUGCCGCGGUGAAGAGAGCCAUGGGGGGAGGGAAUAUUAAAUCGUCCCCGUUGAGUGGGUUGAAGAAAAAGAUCGGCGGGUUGACGCCCGGUGCUGGAGGGUCAGCGAGAAAGAAGAAAGCAGGUGGAGGAGCUGGUGUGGUGGAUCCUCCGACGUUGCCGGACAGCAGGAGCAGCCGGGUGACGACGCAAGACGAGACAGCAGCAGCAGCUUCAGAAGAGAUUCUUCCUGAUGACGAGGCAGUGUUUUACCGUCCAACCUCUUUCCUCGUUGACCAAAAAGGCCCCCUCGUAGGGCCGGGCUCGGCCCAAGCGAGCUCGAGAGAGGGAACCGGGACGUCGGCACGUUCGGGCAUAGUGGCCGGUGUAGCGAACCCCAUCGCAGCUGGAACGCCUCUUUUGAACACGGGAAGAUCUUCGCUCUUGCUGACGCCGCAUUCCAGCGCGCGGAACCCCCAGCAGCCCGUGACAUUGCCGCAGUCGCAAGAACAACAACCGCAAUUUCAGGUGACGAGACAGCAGUCGGCAAUAUUGCUGAACACGUCAGGAGCACAGCCGCUUACUCCAAGCGGUCCUCGAGCUGCUCCUCUUCUCCUUUCAGGAAAUAACAAGCCGACAUUGAUGACCUUGACACCAGGCCGGCGCACGGGCUUGAGCAACCAGAGCUCCGCCCGGCUGCUUACUGGACAGUCUCCAAACCCUGUGGGACCAGGUGCUCUUCCGCAGUCGUCAACUUUAGUACCCGCUGGGCAGCAGCAGCAGCAGCAGCAGCUACAGCAACUAGGGGAACAAGCAGCCACUCCUGGCCCGACUUUCUUAUCCAGCAGAUCUUCGAUGCAGGUUCAGGUCCUGCCGCCGCAGCCGAAACAACCACUCUCGCCGCGGGACAUGAAAGAGAUGAAAAAAGGUUCCACACUUGAUACAAAUGGUAUGAAAAAGGACAACAACAUUAACACGACUGCCAGUAAGCCGGAGCUGCUUCUCAACAGCACCGAAAGCCAGCAUUUUGGUAUGAUGGCGAUGACCGCACCGCAUCCCCAUUUGCACGCGGACUUUCACGACCACAUCGGGUUGAAUGUCUCUAAAGGUUUGACGGAAAAGCACGAAGACUUCGCGCACUUACACUGGAUUGAGCCGAAGCCCGGGCACUUGCACCCGCCAGCAGGAAUACCCGGAUUCACGUCGCCACAGAUCGUCCAUUAUUCCAGUGAAAAAUGCUCCCGCCCUCAAAGUUGCAAAAAUUUGUGAUGCGAAGUUUCGAAAUGAGCACUUUUUGCCAUGCAUGAAAGGAGUAUGAAUCUUUCUGAUGGAGAUUCUCGGCGCGUAUCGCAUCGCUUGCAUGACAAGCGCCACUCUUGCUGGGGUCUUUUGCAAUACAAAUUUUUGCUAUAAUUCACGAUUGGAAACCUGUGAUGCUGAUAGAUGCAAGAGGGCAAAUGUUUCACUUGGAAAGGUUUGCAAUACAAAUGCGUCCAAGUUCGGGGGUGGGGGCAUUUUUCAUUGUAAUAUCCAUCGCCAGUUCACAAGUCCGGCCGCGGUCGGGACGGGAGGUGCUUCUGCGACGAGUCAGUUGAAAACGACCCCGUCCGGCGGUUUCUUGAAUAACCUCGGGUUUGGCAACACCACCCUGGAUCCGGCCGAGAUCGCGAGUCUGGGACCCUUACCGCCUCCCGCGGCGCUGGAUCUGCUGGAGAUUGUGAACAAAAGGCCGGCGACGGUGGAGGAAGUGAGAAAACGGUCCCCGAGUCCGCCCCCGGUGCGGAACAGCCCCCUGGCGGUGUGGCGGGAGACGGGGAAACCGAGGCCGAUCCCCUUUCUAGCGAGUACCAGAGAACAGCAGGCUGUGCUUGCGGCAGGAGGAGAUCCUCGUACUUCUAGUCCGCAGCACAGUCCGACCACGAUGACCCGGCUGAACAAAUUCCAGAUUUUGGACCCCGUCGCGCAGGUGUUUGAGCAAAACGUCGCGAAUUUACUUUCCAAAACAAAUCAGGAACUAGAGUUGGGAAUGAACACGUGGCGCGGGGGCUUAGAUCGCCCGAAGAACAUCCUCAAGCCGCAUUUCGCGAGUCCGAGGUUCCCGCCGAGGAGGGGCGGGACGGCAGCGGGGGGGCAGCAGCAGCAGGAGACGGCUCAAGAACAAAUUCAUCCCAGUUCCUACAAUAGAACAAUGGAGGAAGAAGAGAGGCCGAGACAGCAGCUGCCCAUGCCUGCUUCCUCCACCUCCGCUGCGGCGUCUCCCGAGCGAAAUCUGAAAGCUCUGGGCUUGGGCGACGACGGCAGGGCAGCUACUUCCAGCCAAUCUCCCACGACCCAGAUCCGGCCCUCCGCGCUCUUAGAACAGCAGUACUUGCACCUGGAAAAUAUGUCGAACCGAACGCAGAAUCUCGCUGCGGAAUUGCUGAAUCGGCGAAGAUCGAGGGAGGAGGACUUGGUCCAAAAGCGCCAGAGCCUCCGCAUGGUCGCGCAGCUGAAGAUGAAAGCGAGUCAGGCAGUGCGACGGGUUUCGGCGAACAGUACAACUUCUGUGCAAGAAGGUGGAAUUUCGAAGACCGCGAGCAGCAAAUCGAAAUCGCCCCCACCUGGUUCAGCGGCAAGAAGACACGAGUUUGACAAAAUGCACAAAAAAAGGACCUCCAGACCCGAGAUUGCAGAGACGAGAAUGACGGUGAAUAACGGCGCGACAGACCCGUCGAAGCAGGAUGAUCUCCCUUUGUUCGUCGACCAGGUAGAUAAACUUCCGGGUGGUCGUGAAUCCUCCUCCUCUUCCUCCGUCUCCUCCGGCUCGCUAUACAACUCCGGCACCAGCACGCCACGGUCGGCUGUGGUGCGGACUGCUGCGAACAUCAACAUCAUCAGCCCUGAAGGUGGAAUAGUAAGAGGCACUAGCCCAGCUGCAGCCGGAGCUGCCGGCGACCCUCUCUCGGCAGUGGCGAGUACAACAACGCAGCAAGAAAGUAGUUCUUCCCCAAAGCGCGGCACAGUGUUUGAUUCCGCGAACAAUUUACUGACUGCGGUCGAUCAGCAUUUUAGCAAAACUUUACUGCAAGUUUCUUCCGACAGACGCAUUGCUCCCCGGGUGCAAGAGCAAGUGAGCGGCGGGACGAGUGGGAGAAACACCCCGAGAACUGAAGCUGGCCCAGGAGUUGCUGGUGUACACCAUCAACAAGAAAACAAGGAGCCGAUUGUGGUCUUCGCUUCGAGUUUGCUCCGCCGGGCCAGCGAGAGGGGCGAACAUGAGAUUGACAAUUUGGUCUUGCCGCCCGCGAUGAGCAGAGCCAGCUCGUUUAACAGUGAGAGAGGGGCAGGUGUUGAGCAAGCGUCGUCAAAGAAGAGCAUCAAUGAGGCACUUGCGAACAAAAUCAAGAUUGCGGAGGAGCUCCAGCAGAAGCUCGGCAAGGAAACGAAAAGCAAGGAAAGACUGCUGCAGGGGUUGGAUGCGGUACGGGAUAUCCUGAUCGAAAGCGUCAAAGACCACAUGGAAGAUAUCAAAAGGAGCGGCAGCCCGCGAACCGAAACGCAGGAGCAGCAGCGGGCCGAAUUUCUCCUGGCUGCGGAGAAGCUAUCCAACGGGACCAAGAUGAACAACAAUAAAAGCAAUCGGAUGUUUGCCACGCCCCCGACGUUCAUCCACCCACCGAAAGACGCAUCGAAGCAGGGAACAAUUUUACCGACUGGCAGCCACGACCAAAAGAAGCAGCACGUGUUUCAGUUGCUGAAGACGUUACACAAACAGGAGGGCGGGAACAAGGAGACGGUGAACAGCUUAAGGCAGGAAUUGAACGAAUUCUUGGCGGCGUUGGACGAAGAAGAAGUUUUUUCGUGAUAGAGUUUUACAGAUCACAAAUUUCGAAAUGUGAAUCAUAUUUUAUGCGUGUUUUUCUUUUUUCAAAUGCAAUUCAGACUUUAUCUUCACUAGUGUUUCUGUUUCAUCAACACGAUUCUCUUUUCUCAAUCAUAGCAAACCAAGUUUUGGACUUCAAGUUUCACCUACAUCUAAUUUCGCGAAAAUAGCAUCGCCGAUGCCCCUUCGCAUUGGAAUGUUUACCAAAUUUACUUUCCUUUUCUUCCUGCAAUUCAAUUUCGGAUGUCGGUAUUUCUGAUGGCAAACUUGUAUAUUUAUUUUUCUGGCUUACAGUUUUAUCUUCGCAUUUGUUUCAUUUGGCGUGGGGUCGUGAUGUUACUUCUACAUCGAAUGUACACAUAGUGACUAUUGGGCUCGACGAGAUAAAGACUUUGUUUCAUGAGAUUUUUAUUUUUUCGAAAAAACUGACACGUGCAAAUCGUCGUUAGUACAAGAU
Molecule: messenger RNA, 5468 nt
Organism: Amoebophrya sp. A120
Lineage: Eukaryota; Dinophyceae; Syndiniales; Amoebophryaceae
Source: the annotation of a GenBank genome assembly